CACUUUGGUCAAUUUGAAACGAUACAGAGAAGAUUAGCAUGGCCCCUGCACUAAGGAUGACACGCUCAAUCAAAGAGAAGCUACCAAUUUUUUGGGCUUUUGUUUUUAUUUUCCUAUGUGUAUUUACUCUUACAAUACGAUCUUACUAUUCGAAGAUUGCUCUUGCCGUUUGUUCAUCGUUCUUCCUUCGCUCUUGCCUUCCUUUUUUUGACUCUCAAUACUUUUUUUUCCCUCGAUAUUCGCGUAAUCUCGCUUACCAACUACAUCCCGAUGACCCUCAGCAUCUUCUACCAGGCACCAUCGCAAUCAUCGUUGUCGUCAUAUUUAUUUUAUCUUGAUAGCUAUAUUCACAUUGGCAAGUCUAUGAAAUACAAAUCAUAUCCGCUCUAGUUUCGCCCAGUGCCGACACCAGUGUCACAUCCAGGCAGGCAGCGGGGUACAGAUUUAAAUCCUGACAAUCCAGUCACAUGAGUUGCCGCCUUUCGCUUGGUCUUGGAAUCAUAUUUGAUAUAAUGAACUAGCUUGCUACAGAUUUUACCAGGCUGGACCUGAUAUACAAAUCGGCGAUAUACUUUUUGCGCUGAACCAAGCUGUGGGCUAUUCAAGCUCGAGAUGAGAGCGCAUAGGUCUACAGGAUCACCAGAAAGUUGAAGGAGCUUUUGAAGAAGCUACAGUUCUCGCUAUGGCCAAGCGUAACGCGGCCCGUGGAGGUGCUGCUCCACGGUCCGGUGCAUCCGUGAGUCACAGGCAAAGGUCGAGUCGGAUACCUGAUGUCCCUGAGGUAUAUCAGGAUAUGAUAUCAGAAGCUCUCUCGAAUGACCAUGACUCGAUAGACCGUCCACCGAAGCGCAGGAGGACAAGACAAACAUUGGAAAGUCACCACGAGGACAUUGGUGAGGAGCAUGAAAACCGCGACGAGGGUGUCGACGAAGAGCAGGAGAGCGGCGAGGAAGAUUUCGAGGAUGUUUUGCCGCCAGCAGCGCAAACUGUGUACAACUCCGACUCGGGCUCGGACUCGGAUGAUGCUACCUUUGAGGACGUUGGGUUAUAUUCCGACCCCUUCCAACAUGGCGUUGGUGGGGCCGAUGAGGAUGAACGGGAUGACGACCAACAUAUAGAUCUCACCCUAACCAGGCGGAUCGAGGCGCCCCAGAGGACGCCUAGGAAGAAAGGGCGGACAUACACGAAGGAAGAGCGUGCUUCGCAUUUGAUGACCCAUAAAAUGCAUCUGUUAUGUCUCUCUCGAUACAUAGAGCGACGAAACGAGUGGUGCAAUGAUGCCGAAGUUCAAGGCAUUCUUAAGCCUCUUCUACGUGAGAAAGACCGCCAAUGGUUCAAAACCAAACCUGAGUGGACGCAGUUCCGUAGGGCAGAGUCGAUAAAGAAAGGAUUGGAAAUCGCUGGGAACAUCUGGCUGACCAAUUUUAAAAUCACAUCGAGAGGGAUGAGGCGAGCGUACUGGGAUGAAGAUGGGCGGAUUUCAGACUUCGUUCUUCCCCCGGAUGCUGACCGUGUCCUCGAUAAGUCAGACUUCAAGCUCGGGGCAAAGAAUAUGGAGGGUUCUCGUGACACCGGGGCACAGCUAUACUGUGCGCUCUUACGCGGCGCUGGUCUCGAUGUACGAUUGGUAUGCUCUCUUCAGUUACUUCCUAUCAACGCAUCAUCGACAAAAACAAGACCUCCGCCUCAAGGGGUGUCCACCCCCAGGCCUAUAACACCAACUACUCCUACUAGCGACAGUGAAGCCAUGAACAUAGCCAGCCCGACAUCUCCUUUCGCGAGCCGAGCCUCCGGUGCGCCAUUCUCGGCACGCAGACGACUCGGCCACCCAAACGUGGCAGACUACCACAUUCCCGACGCAACUCCUCCGCGCCGGCCUCCUCCCCCGAAACCCAAACAGAGACGCAUAAUCGAAUCUCCAUAUCCAGUAUUCUGGGUCGAAGUCUUGGACGAGGCGCAUCAGAAGUGGAUGCCAGUCGACCCCCUCGUCACUGGAACCAUCAAUAAACCAUCCGUUUUCGAACCACCAGCGGUAGACGCUGAGAAUACAAUGACUUAUGUGUUUGCCUUUGAAGAGGAUGGGGCCGUUCGCGACGUCACUCGUCGGUAUACCAAGUGGUAUUCCGCCAAAGUGCGUAAAGCCCGCGUGGAAUCUACGGACGGGGGACCAAAAUGGCUACGUCGAACAAUGAAAUUCUACUCGAGGGGUUUUCAAACAGACCUAGAUCAAAUCGAAGACAUUGAGCUCCAAACCAUUGAAGGCAGGGAGCCGAUGCCAACAAGCAUAGCUGAUUUCAAGGGCCAUCCGCGAUAUGUCCUCGAGCGUGAUUUGCGACGCAAUGAAGUCCUCGUGAAUCCACAUGAGAUUGGGAAAGUGGCUUCUGGACGCGAUGCUAAUUCUGUGGGUGGAAAGGGGAAGAAGCUCGAGAGUGUCUAUCGACGGAGCGACGUUAAGGCCGUUAGGAGUGCAGAUGGCUGGUACCGACUCGGCAGGGAGGUGAAGGUUGGCGAACAACCAAUGAAGUCGCGCGCAGCGAGGAGAAUCGCAAAUGACGAUGACGAGCCGGGUGAUGUGGCUCUCUACACUGAAGACCAAACAGUGUUGUAUGAAGCACCUCCUGUGGUUGACGGGCGCGUUCCGAAGAACGUGUAUGGUAAUUUAGAUGUUUACGUUGAGAGCAUGGUCCCCAAAGGGGGAGUGCAUUUGCCGUACCCAGAUGCGGCUCGGGCGGCUCGACUUCUUGGUAUUAGCUACUCAGAUGCCGUGACAGGCUUUGAGUUUCGCGGGCGCCAGGGUACGGCCAUCAUCAAAGGUGUUGUUAUUGCAUCGGAGUACCAGGAUGCUACUGAGGCUGUAAUACAGGGCUUCAAGGACGACGAGUGGCAUGCGAAAGAAGAACGGCGCUCCAUCGCCGCUUUGCGGAUGUGGAAGCGGUUUAUGGUUGGGCUUCGGAUCAAGGAGCGCAUUGAUGCGUACGAGAUUGAGGGGGAGGAAAAGGGGGAUGAGUAUGUACAGGACGACGACGAAGGUAUGCAGAGCGAGGAGUAUGAUAUGGAUGAAGCAGGUGGUUUCUUCCCGGAAGAUGAGGGUGGAGGCUUUGUUCCUGAGUAAAAUAUGAUCUAUAUAUAAAAAUAAUACAAUCCUGUUUACAUAUCUGCUGCUCUUCUUCUAGCACGAGCCCAAACAGGUAACCCGCCUUUCAUAGGGAGCGUAAGGCUAUUCCUACUGAACCUGUAGCCUCCCUCGCAAUCCUCAAA
Pseudogymnoascus verrucosus is the source of this 3258-nucleotide messenger RNA. RefSeq lists its product as uncharacterized. Gene Ontology annotation, cellular component: nucleus; cytoplasm; XPC complex. Gene Ontology annotation, molecular function: single-stranded DNA binding; damaged DNA binding. Bases 683 to 3112 code for a protein of 809 amino acids. NCBI's taxonomy places the organism in Eukaryota, Fungi, Ascomycota, Leotiomycetes, Thelebolales, Thelebolaceae. Gene Ontology annotation, biological process: mismatch repair; nucleotide-excision repair. The transcript is spliced from 2 exons. The record is from RefSeq and is a predicted model, not a curated record.